ACGCAUAUUCGGAAAAGAAGCGCGAGAGGAAUACGCGGAUCUGGUUUGUUUACAAAAAAAAGUUUAUGAAGCUGACAAAGCUUAAUGUGUGUAUGUAAGGAUGACGUUGUUGAAGCCUUUUAGGAAACUCCCUGGUCUGAACACAGCAAACAUCUUGCUGGUGGAGAGUGAGGAGCAGUUUCAGCAGAGUUUAGCAGAUGCUCUGGUGGAGGAGACCGGUGUCACUGUGAACGUGAGACUAGCUAAGAGCCUUCCUCUGCCCAUGGAGAAUGAUGAGAGUCGUCCCAGGAUAGACCUAGUUGUGUUCAUCAUCAAUGUAACCUCAGAGCUCAGUUUUCAGUCAGCAGAAGCAUCUCUAAAAUAUUUGGACCCUGGAUAUUUCCUUGGAAAAGUCUGCUUCAUGGUUACUAACGCUCGUAACGUUUCCGCCCCCACGGAGCGCCUGGAUGCUGUCAGAAAGCUGGCUGCAUCGCUCCACUGUCCCCUGUUGUUCGCAGAGGAUAAGACCCCAGACGGAGUGGCCAGUGCUACAGAGAGGCUGCUGACCAUCCUGAAGGUGGCUGCUGGUCUUGUUCCCAUUACCACUGCUCUCUACCUGUCAAACCUGACUCGAUGCACUCUUCCCUUGGACAUCGAUCAGCCAAGCUUUGAUUAGCUCCGCUGACUGCUUCCUUUGAAGUGAUAACUUCCACUGCUUUAUCAUGUUUAUAUAUAUUUGUGGAAGUUGUUAAGGUUAAUUAAAUGUUUCCUUUUCCUAAUAAAUAUUGC
Archocentrus centrarchus (flier cichlid) is the source of this 768-nucleotide messenger RNA. RefSeq names its product proliferation associated nuclear element (gene pane1). Bases 101 to 655 code for a protein of 184 amino acids. The transcript has 6 exons. NCBI's taxonomy places the organism in Eukaryota, Metazoa, Chordata, Actinopteri, Cichliformes, Cichlidae. The record is from RefSeq and is a predicted model, not a curated record.